Molecule: messenger RNA, 350 nt
Organism: Morus notabilis
Lineage: Eukaryota; Viridiplantae; Streptophyta; Magnoliopsida; Rosales; Moraceae
Product: AUGMIN subunit 1
Exons: 2
Coding region: 54-242 (62 amino acids)
Biological process (GO): spindle assembly
Cellular component (GO): cytosol; HAUS complex
Source: RefSeq, a predicted model, not a curated record
UGCUAAAUCGCGUGGGUUACACCCCGGAAAUAAGCCAUGGGGUAUUGGUUGAAAUGGCUGAGAACAGGAAGGAGUUAGAGAAGAAAACAAAGCCCAUCCUUGAUACUUUAAGAAGCUAUCAGGACUUGCCUCCGGAUAAGGCCUUAGCUGCUUUGGCAAUUGAGGACAAGAAAAGGCAAUACGCUGCGGCCGAGAAGUACCUUGAAGAUGUAUUGCAAUCAGCGCUUGCCCCUUCAGAGUAAUUCACCCGUAGAUAACUCACUGUUGUAUGACUGUCCUUUCUUUCUUUCUUUCUUUUUAUUUUAUUUUAUUUUAUUUGUUUCUUUUACUGCUAUGUUGCAUUUGAUGAU